AUGCCUCCAAGACGGGCGCAUACCAAGUCGCGCAAUGGCUGUGACCAAUGCAAGCGACGUCGUGUCAAGGUGAGUUAUCUACACCGUCCAUGCGGGUCCUGCAUCAACCACCCCCCAUCUUCCACAGCCCUAUCUUACCCGUCUGACGUCUUCUACUGGAAGACCCUCCCCAAGCUGACGCAACACAGUGCGACGAAAAGGGCCCCCCCCUGCUCGAAUUGUAUUUCACGGGAACUCAGCUGUACCUAUUUAAAAGCCCCGCCACGCGAUGCACCAAGCGCGCGAAGACGCAGUAAUGUGCCAGUCCCAGCCGGAGAAUUGGACAUUCCCCGGGCGUUGGCGCCCAUCAGUCCAGCCUCCACUCCAUCCACCAUCUCCGGAGUGCGGGAUCUCGAGUUGAUGCAUAAAUUUGCCACGGAAACAUUUAGCACCGUGUGUACUUCCGAGUCAAAAUUCCAUGUUUGGCAAAUUGUCAUCCCGCGACUGGCUCUUCAAUAUGAUUUUUUGAUGAACGGCAUUCUGGCUUUUGCUGCGCUACAUAUAGCCACUACAACGGAGUCACCGACCUCUUUGGCUUAUAUUGAUACGGCUUUACAGUAUCAUAAUUUGUCAUUUGCGCCAUUCCGUGCAGCGAUCGAUAAUCUUACCCCGCAGAACUGCGAGGCCGUACUAGCACAGUCGAUCGUCACGACAGUUAUUGGCAUUGCCUUACCACGAGUCACAGCCCCACGUGAUGAAAACUCCAAUAUGAUCGAGAAUAUGCUCGUGGUCUUUGAGCUACUGCAAGGCGUGAAGAAGAUUAUCCAUAUCGGCCGGUCCUGGAUCAAAAUCAAUCUCUAUUCUCGUCAGAGAGACCUUUAUGAUACAAGUCUGCCAGAGCUUGACACCGACGCAUCGGCUGCCUUUGAUCGACUCGCCAUGUUGAACGAAGAAACAGUGGCUGGUAUGGAUCCGCAACAAUACCUUGUUAAUAAAGAGGUCAUUGAGCAUCUCCGGACUUGCUACACCUUAUCCGGGGGAGUACUUGCAUGGCUUGCGGCGGUUGAUAAGGAGUUUGUGGAUAACGUGAGGCGCCGACAGCCGUUGGCAUUGGUGAUCCUGAUGCACUGGGGCGUGUUACUAGGGGAGCUGGAUGGCCGGUGGUGGUGGGCACAAAAUUCGGGCAAAUCACUAGUUCUGGAGCUGCUGCGUGUCUUGCAGCCUGCGGAUGCUCAGUGGACUGGGUUCUUGUCGUGGCCUCAACGACGAAUGGGUCUAUGA
Messenger RNA from Penicillium subrubescens, 1260 nucleotides. RefSeq names its product Zn(II)2Cys6 transcription factor domain-containing protein. Lineage: Eukaryota; Fungi; Ascomycota; Eurotiomycetes; Eurotiales; Aspergillaceae. The transcript is spliced from 2 exons. Gene Ontology annotation, molecular function: zinc ion binding; DNA-binding transcription activator activity, RNA polymerase II-specific. The record is from RefSeq and is a predicted model, not a curated record. Gene Ontology annotation, biological process: regulation of transcription by RNA polymerase II. Bases 1 to 1260 code for a protein of 419 amino acids.